UGUAGACCCAACUAGAGACACCUGUUGAGUUUCUCAUUCUCCAUUUGACCCAUCACACAAUUGACCUCUCUCAACACUUCUCCGGUCGCCGUCGCCUCCUCCCAAUGCUGCCAUCGAGAUUCUCAGCCCAUGGCACUGCCAACUCGUGCGCCAACACUACCGAAGAUCUUCAAAUCUUCCAUAUCACAGCUAGAUUGGGUCGCUUGGGUUACUAUCGUCGAGGUUUCAAUCUCCGCCGUCCACAGAUGUCCGGGUCGUUGAAUCAAAAAUCCUCGAAGACGAGCACGAGUUGCUCGCACUGGAAAUCGACGAGCUUCUUAUCCUUCCCUUCGUUGUUCAGCCAUGUCAAUAGAGACAUGAGGUCACUCGGCGCUCUGGUGACGAAACAAGUGAUGUUACCGGCGACAAACCACAACUGGAUGCUACAACAGAUUCAAGCAUUUGCUCAGGAGAGAAGGGGCAUCUGAAGUGGUAUGGAAUCGGAAUUUGAACUCCAAAAUCCACGUGGUUAAAGCUUUAGUCCCACUCAGCGGAAAAAUUUAGCCACUUAGAUACAGUGGUCAAACGUAGCUGCCCCUCAAAGUUAAUGGCCGGGCAACAUUGUUUUGAUUUUGAAAGUUUUGAUUGACAUUGUUCCAACAAACAAGUUUAAGAUAACAGACAUUCUUUGU
This is a messenger RNA of Prosopis cineraria, 671 nucleotides long. RefSeq lists its product as uncharacterized. Bases 105 to 467 code for a protein of 120 amino acids. The record is from RefSeq and is a predicted model, not a curated record. The transcript is spliced from 2 exons. NCBI's taxonomy places the organism in Eukaryota, Viridiplantae, Streptophyta, Magnoliopsida, Fabales, Fabaceae.